AUGUAUGUGAGUUAUCUUUUGGAAAAAGAAGGCAGCAUGUAUCCAGGAUCCGUAAGGUGCAACAGCAGCAGCAGCAGCAACAACAACAGCAACAGCAACAACAACAACCUGCCGACACAAAACUUUGCCUCCACAACACCCUACGCAGAUUACAUGGGAUACCAUCCAAUGCAAAAUAUGGACCACCGUGGACAACCUUCAGGGGCUUGGGGAGCACAUUAUGGCCUGCAAAGGGAAGACUGGAAUGCUUAUGGCCCAGCACCUUCCAACACUGUGACCACUACGCAAAUGAAUGGAUCAUCUCCUGGGCAGAUUUCCUAUAGUUCUGCUGAUUACAACUCCUUGAAUCCCGCUGGAUCAGGGGCUUUACCUUCUGUAAAUACAAUCAAUGCAGAGCAAAUCUCUCCCCACAGUCAAAGACACAGCUCUUACGAAUGGAUGAGGAAAACAGUCCAAUCCACUUCAACAGGUAAAACAAGGACAAGAGAGAAGUACCGUGUUGUUUACACAGAUCAUCAGCGAUUAGAACUAGAGAAGGAAUUUCAUUACAAUAGAUAUAUUACAAUCAGGAGAAAGUCUGAACUUGCUGCAAACCUGAGACUUUCAGAGAGACAGGUAAAAAUCUGGUUCCAGAACCGAAGAGCCAAAGAAAGAAAAUUAAUGAAGAAGAAAAUGACAAGUUUUGAUGGCAGCAGCCUUAGUUCCAUCCAGAGUGACUCAGGUUCAAUGAGUCCCAUCCCAAUGCCUGACCCACAGACUCAUUCAGAAAUGGCUGGUAGUUUAUUCCCACCACCUCCACCACCUGCUCCUCUUCCAAUGAAUGGCUUACAGCACAAUGGAAAUCUCCAGCAAGUUGUGGCAUCUCAGUAA
Molecule: messenger RNA, 870 nt
Organism: Zootoca vivipara (common lizard)
Lineage: Eukaryota; Metazoa; Chordata; Lepidosauria; Squamata; Lacertidae
Gene: CDX4
Product: caudal type homeobox 4
Biological process (GO): cell differentiation; anterior/posterior axis specification; embryo development
Cellular component (GO): nucleus
Molecular function (GO): RNA polymerase II transcription regulatory region sequence-specific DNA binding; DNA-binding transcription factor activity, RNA polymerase II-specific
Source: RefSeq, a predicted model, not a curated record